AUUAAUUCCUGGUGAUUAUCAGUUGAUCAACAUUAAUUAUUAAUAAUUUUCUUCAUUUAAUUAGGGAGAAGAUGAAAACAAAUCAAGUUAUGGUUUUCUCUUUGUGUCUUCACCUCUCCUAUUACUUGUUGUUCACUUGAUUGAGACAAAAAGAGAGGGAAAGAAAGAGAGAUGAGAAUGGUAAUCAAUUUGAGUGAUUUUAUCUCUCUAACAAAAGAAUAUUUUUGUUGUUCCAACUCAAUUUAUUCAUUCUACUCAAGGUUAUCCCUAUUUCUCUCUUUCUCUCUCUCUCUCUCACAAUUGGUGAUUAAUUUAUUUUCUAUUAUUAUUAAUUCACUAAUAGUCACAUUCUUCCUCGUUCUUUAACCAACCAACUCAAGCGAAUUAACUCUCAUUACACCAUCAUCAUCAUCUCCAUUUACACUCUUCUGUUUUUCUUUUCUCUUUUUUUUCUCUCUUCUUCUUUUCUGUUAAGAAGAGAACAUGUUUUUAUUCUAUUCUCUUUCUGGUAAACCCAAUGAAUGUGCAACAGAAAAAAAAGGUAUUUCAUCAUUUGGUGAGAAGAAAAGACAAAAAUCGAUAAUCAACCUAAAAAUCUAUGGAAACUCAUCCGCAUGCUUGGUAUUCUUGUUGGUUUUCAUGUUCCGGCCCUUCCCUUUUUCCUUUUACCAGGUCAAGUUUAAUUCCCUAUGUGAAUAUUUUAUUGCUGUAAAUGUUUUUCCAAUCGAGUCCAAGGUCAAUUAAUCGGGAGCCUAGUAAUUAAUUUUCUGAUGGUUGUUAAGGGUAAACGUUUCCCUAUUUAAUUUCCAUCGCCAUCAUCAUCAUCAUCAUCAUCAUCUCUGUGUAAACAAUUUAUCAUCAUCAUCAUCAUCAUCAAAAGUGACACACAAACUGAUCAAACAAAACAACAAACAAAAAUGCUACAAUCAGAUGACAACCUAGUGCCUUUAAUUUGAUGCUCUAAUUUUCUUGUUCUUUUUCUUUCAAUAUUAUCAUUUAAUUGUGAAUUGAUUACUUAAUACCAACCCCCACAUUGAAUUGAAUUGAAUUAAUGAUCAACAUAUUGUCUCUCUCAUUGUUGGAUAAUAAAUUAUGAUCUUGUUGAUGAUGACACAUCAAGUGGCGAUUGCGAGAAGGUGAUAAUAAUAAGGUAAACAAUUUGGUGCGUUUAUAAUGAUACAAUGAUGAUGAUUGUCAAAAUUAACAAUAAUAAUAAUAAUAAUAAUAGUGAUAGUGAUCAAGUUAAUUGUUACAAUGGUAUUUUUGAUUUAAUUGUGCAACGUCAGCCAAAAGUAUUGAUGGAAAAGACUUGAAAAAGAAAAGUAAAUAAUACCAAAUGAAAAACAAUGUGAAUCUAUGGUUAGUGAAUUUAUAUAUUUUUCUUAUGGAAACAAAUUACUAUUGAACAAAUUUUCCUUAAAUCAUCAUCAAAAUUGAUCACAAAUCUAAAAUGAGUUGUGGUUAUCUUUUACUUGCCAAUGGUAAAUGGAGAUCACCCAAGUUCCGUUAUACUCGUAAAUCUACCAGGAAACAAGAAGGAUCAACAACAACAUCAUCACCAGUUUCUGUUACUUCAUCUUCAUCAAUUGAUGGAUCAACUCGUAAAUUACCUCGAUUAAAGGAGAUCAUCUCAGAGGAAGAUAAUGCCGACGAUGAGGCUUGUUUACAAUCCUCUCCUGGCCCCAGGCUAUGUCAUCAUUUACUCUCAUCAUCUGAUCGUCAAACCCUAUCAUCAUCAUCAGCUUCUUUAAACGGAAAUCAUCGUCAUCAUCAUAACAAUCUUACCUCGAAUACUGAUUUAAAUCCUCCUCCACCUUACCUUUCAUCUUCCUCAUCACCCGCUCCUUUAGAUAAAUACAAUGGAGUCUAUUUUGGCCUUUUAUUGGCCGGUGUGGGGUUUCUACUUCCUUAUAACUCUUUCGUCAUUGCUGUUGACUAUUUUCAAGAUCAUUUUCCGGGAACAUCGAUCAUGUUUGACAUCUCAUUUGUUUACAUUCUUUCUGCUUGUUUAGCUGUUUUCAUUAACAAUCUUCUGGUUGAAAUUGUUCCCCUUUUUUGGCGAAUCAAUUUUGGUUAUUUUCUAUCCUUUGGAACCCUAACAGCAAUCGCUAUAUUUGAGAUCGCUUAUUGUCCCUUCACUCAGGCCACUUCAUAUUCAGUUAUACUUUACGCGGUUGGAAUCAUUGCUUUCGGUUGUACCAUUCAACAGUCAUCAUUUUAUGGAUACACUUCAAUGUUACCCACUCGUUACACUCAAGCAGUAAUGACCGGAGAAUCAGCGGCCGGUCUAAUUGUAUCUGUUAAUCGUAUAAUAACCAAAUUAAUUUUCUCCGAUGAGCGUAUUAAUACUCUUAUAUUUUUUGGUCUCUCAAUUGGACUAAUUGGUUGUUGUAUUGUUAUACAUAAUUACCUACAGAAAACUUCAUUUGUUAGAUAUUAUAUUGAAAUUUGCUCUAAACCACGUUCAUCUCUUAGAGAGACACAUAAACCAUCGUCCACCCUCACAACAGAACAAGAUGCUCGAGUAAAAGAUACACUUGAAGGAGAUGCUCGAGGUCUUACCGAAGGAUUAUCUUUGGUAGAUUAUUUAGAAACGGAUCAAAGGAGUACAUCACUUUUAGGAACUUCUUUGGUUCCAUUAGGAUCACCGAUUAUGUCUACUGAUGAUUAUAAGAAACGCCGAUGGGUUGCACAUUCAGAUUCAACUGAAUUUGAUAUGCCCUUUGGAAUAGAUGAAGAGGAUUUAGCAAAUUAUGUUCCUCCAGUUUUACCCGAACCUUCAUGGAAACGUGAAGCUCAAACAUUAAAUGUUUCUACCAAUACCAAUUCCGCUUCAACCUCAAAGAAAAGUGUUCUUUCAACAUUUAAUGACAAAAGAAAAUGGAAAACUGGAUUGAAUGAGCUAAGUGAUCCAAUCAGCUGGAAUUCCGAUGGUGAUUUAAUCGAAGAGAUUGUCGAUGAAGACGCUAAGCUAGAAAUUGCCCCACCGACACCAUCGUCCGUCACCUACAAAGAGUCUUCAUCCUCUGGACUGAUUUCUAAUCUUAAUCCUCGUUCUUGGUUAACCAGCUACAGAUGGAAAAUCUGGAAAAAACGAUUAAUGAGCGGAAUUCAAGUGCGAUUAAGAACAAGCCGAUUAAUUUGGCCUUACAUGGUCUCUAUUUGCAUGGCAUAUAUGGUUACUCUUUCUCUUUUCCCUGGAAUUGAAGCUGAAAUAGUUAACUGUUCCCUUGCAAGUUGGAUGCCAGUUAUUCUGAUGGCAACUUUUAAUCUAACCGAUUUUAUCGGUAAAAUUGUGGCAUCAUUUGCAUAUAAUCUCAAACCAAUUCAUCUAAUUUUAAUUUCCUCCAUUCGAUUCAUCUUAAUCCCUUGUUUUGCUCUAUGUGUUUCUCCUCGUUUAUCACCCGUCUUCCGGUCAAUCUUUUGGCCAUUAUUUUUCUCAUCUAUCCUUGGAUUCACUAAUGGAAUUGUUGGUUCUUUACCCAUGAUUUUGGCUCCUUCACGAGUAAAUUACAAACUUAAAGAGUUGACAGGAAAUCUAAUGACACUUUCAUAUUCAUUAGGCCUGACAAGUGGAUCAGCUGCUGCCUAUUUGAUUGAUUAUAUUCUCGGUCCACCUUUAGCUAAUCCAACAGCCGAACUGUGUAUUCCAUCAAUCAAUCAAUUAAAUGGUAGUUCAUCAAAUUAUGUUAUCAGUAAAUAGCAUGAAAAAACAGCUCACUAAAAUCAAAUAUGAAUCAAUUUACACUAUGUUUACAUUCUGGUAUUGUAAAUAUCAUAACUCCCUCUCUCACUCUCACUCUCUCUCUCUCUGUAAAUAAUCAUAAUCUAUGAACCUCUGGUCAGUCAAUGAUUUAGUGGACCAAGAGUCAUGUAUUGUAUGAUUGAACUUGAACUAAAUCUUGUCAACAAUGUAAAUGUGAUCAAUGCAAUUAUUAAUUGUACCUCAGGUACCCCACAAAUGGAAACAAUUUAAGACUGGAAACAAACCAAAUCUCACAAUUAAUUAAUUAUUCAAAUUUGUUUCAAUUAACCCAAAUCUCGUUGUCUAAUCUGGUUGUUUUUUCCUCAUUUCUUCCAAUCAUCAAUGAUGAAAAAAAAGAAGCAAAAAUUGCUUGUCAACAACUAUUCGUAUUCUUCCAAUUGUACAAAAUGAUUUUAAUUUUGAGACAAAAUCAAAUAAAUACUAUCAAAACAAUCAAAUUAAA
Messenger RNA from Panonychus citri (citrus red mite), 4208 nucleotides. It is a transcript of the gene Ent3, whose product is annotated as equilibrative nucleoside transporter 4-like. Gene Ontology annotation, cellular component: plasma membrane. Gene Ontology annotation, molecular function: nucleoside transmembrane transporter activity; monoamine transmembrane transporter activity. NCBI's taxonomy places the organism in Eukaryota, Metazoa, Arthropoda, Arachnida, Trombidiformes, Tetranychidae. Gene Ontology annotation, biological process: nucleoside transmembrane transport. The record is from RefSeq and is a predicted model, not a curated record. Bases 1451 to 3703 code for a protein of 750 amino acids. The transcript has a single exon.